AUGUUAUUUAGCUAAAUUUAUGAUAGAGAAAACUUAAUACUAAUAUGUAACUUUUAACAGAAAUAAAUAUAUUUGAAGAAUUCAUUAAGUAAAAACAUAAUUAAAAAUGACGGAUUAAUAUAAAUUUCUUAUGAUAUAAUAUCACUCUCUUGCUAAAAGAAAUCGAUUAAUAAAGAUAUUACAAUUAAUUAUCCUAACUAUUCAUUUUUGAAAAAUAUAAAAGGAUAUAUUGUAAGUAAAUAAGAUAGCUAAUAACUCCCCAAUUCAAACUAAAAAUCAAUCCUGGAAAUAAAAUAGCUUAUUGAUAAUAAUUUAAUGAAUAAAAUUUAUUCACAAAAAUAGAUGUAAAAAAGCAAAUGUGAGUAAAACUCAUUUAAAAUUAGCUUUAUUAAAUACUUCACUUCAUAGAUAGAUUUAAUAUAAAGAAUUCAAUAAUUGUUUUUAUUAUUAACUGUAAGAACGGAGACAUAAUAAAUUUUGAGCUUAACUUUCAACUUUGAUAUAAUAAAAUAAAAGUUGAUUAUUAUUUUUAAUAAUAUUGAUCAUUCUAAAAAUAAAUCCACUCAAAUAGCAAUCACUCUUAGCUAAAUAUUGAUAUGUCUCUAUAGAAAUUUUGAAUCAAAACACUCAAAUUACAUGGAUUAUAUUUGCAGUGUUAAAUAUUACUAUGAAAAAAGAAUUUCACAUAAAACUUUUUGUAUUUUUUACAUUUUUAGAUCUUAAUUAAAGCGAUUUUCUUCUUACAUUUACUUACAUUUAUAAAUGUCACUAGUGAAAUAACAAAAUAAUAGCUAUCAGCUUAUAAGUAUAGCAUUCGUCUAUAAAAUAAAGAUUACUGUGACGCAAGUCUAAUGUUAUAAAAUCUAAUUUAAAUUAGAGAUUAAUUAUGCAAAUUAGGCGUUCACAUAAAUAAUUAUUACGUAUUUAUAAAACUAUUGA
This is a messenger RNA of Tetrahymena thermophila SB210, 939 nucleotides long. RefSeq lists its product as hypothetical. The transcript is spliced from 2 exons. NCBI's taxonomy places the organism in Eukaryota, Ciliophora, Oligohymenophorea, Hymenostomatida, Tetrahymenidae. The record is from RefSeq and is a predicted model, not a curated record.